Ectocarpus sp. CCAP 1310/34 is the source of this 273-nucleotide messenger RNA. The record is from the annotation of a GenBank genome assembly. NCBI's taxonomy places the organism in Eukaryota, Phaeophyceae, Ectocarpales, Ectocarpaceae.
AUGCUCCUGCCCUCCUUCAAAAAAGAGAAAUGCUUGGGCCUCUUCGCGGCCACGCUGCGGCAGGCGUUGCCUAGCUCGAUCUUGUCCUCGCCGAUCUUGCGGCAGAUCUCUCCCACGUACUGGCGGCUCCGCCCCGCCGGGGUCAUCCACUGCGGCCUCCCAAACACCUUCAUCUGGUGGUUGUGGAAGAAGCUGAUCAUGGCCAGGGCGCUGUGGCCCAUCACGUCCGCCGCCGUGCUGCUCCAAAGCGCCGCCGCCAUCGGCACGAGGUAG